Molecule: messenger RNA, 1455 nt
Organism: Carassius gibelio (silver crucian carp)
Lineage: Eukaryota; Metazoa; Chordata; Actinopteri; Cypriniformes; Cyprinidae
Product: nuclear receptor coactivator 7
Exons: 6
Coding region: 299-955 (218 amino acids)
Biological process (GO): regulation of transcription by RNA polymerase II; response to oxidative stress
Cellular component (GO): nucleus
Source: RefSeq, a predicted model, not a curated record
AAACUAACCAUGAGUGUUUGUCAAAGAUAGCUAAUAAAACAACACUGAUUGUUAAAAUGAGAGAUCAGAUGAAUGAAUGUCUCUUGUCGUGGGUGGAAGUGAAAAACUCAUGCGAGCAGCGACACGCUUUUUAUCAUCAGACCAUGUUUGGAAGAUCUUCCUGUUCUGUCGUGUUUCUGCUAAAACGAAAGUACAGCUGAAGUGUGAGCCGAGGGCGGAGAGAUGGAGGAGGAGAAACUCUGUAUAAACUGACUGUUCACUCGCUGUUGAACACAUUCAUUCACGUUCAGCCGUCGACAUGAGGCCACUGCAGCACUGCAUUAAGAUCUUAUACCAUGCUAAUAAAUCUGAGGAGCCUUUCGUGGAGAUCGUCACUGUGAAGCAGCAGAACAAGCGGCGUCCGAGCGUCUGCAGCUCCGCAGACUCUGAGUCUGACGACCAGCUGCCGCUCUUAACACACCACAGUCAGAUUCUGGAAGAGCAUCAUCUUGAACGACUGAUGAAUCACAUGCCGGCACGGACGCAGGGUUACUCUUGGAAGCUGGUGUACAGCACGGUGGAGCACGGCACGAGCCUGACCACACUGUACCGACAGAUGAGAGAGUUAGACAGACCCGUGCUGAUGGUCAUCAGAGACACGGACAAGCAGGUGUUUGGAGCGUUCUCCUCCGAUCCGUUCAGAGUCAGCAGCUUCUGCUACGGGACGGGAGAGACCUUCCUCUACAGCUUCAGUCCCGAGUUUCAGAUCUUCCGCUGGAGUGGAGAAAACUCCUACUUUGUGAGAGGAUUCCUGGACUCUCUGCAGAUGGGAGGAGGAGGGGGUCCGUUCGGCCUGUGGCUGGACUCGGAUCUGUACCGCGGCUCCAGUUACUCCUGCAACACCUUCUGUAACCGUCCUCUCAGCCUCCAUCACGACUUCAUCGUCCAGGAUCUGGAGGUGUGGAGCUUCGUCUGAGCUCAGAACGCUUCUCUGCUGUCGGUUCUCGUCUGGGGACUUUAACAGAACCCGCUCUGUUCCUCGUUCAGCGCUUCUGCUGAGGACACGGAUGCGCGGGAAACAGAAAGAAAACGAGUUGAGGCAGGCUUCGGGGUUAACUUCCCAUUUCCAGACACUGUGAGCGUUCCUGAGGCAGAGCUCAAGCCCUGUGUAGACGACACAACACACUAGAUUUGAGACGAAACCCUUGAAUACUACUGAUACACCUGAAGCACUUCAGCUUCAAAGAGCACUUCGAUUACGAAUGGUUUUCUGGGUCAGACUCAGGAAAAGUGGGAAAAUGUUUUGCUGUUUAAUUGUGAUUUCACUACUGCUUAUUGUUUUUUUACUCUAUUUAAUAUCUGUGAUCACAUGUUGAAAUGUUUUGGGGUUUGUGUGUGUGUUGCAGUGCUGGCGCUGCGUCUGUAAAGCACUGGGUUUACUGGGAUUUCUAAUAAAACGAAUAGUUUUUCAUUGAA